Molecule: messenger RNA, 2903 nt
Organism: Prunus mume (Japanese apricot)
Lineage: Eukaryota; Viridiplantae; Streptophyta; Magnoliopsida; Rosales; Rosaceae
Product: cycloartenol synthase
Biological process (GO): triterpenoid biosynthetic process
Cellular component (GO): lipid droplet
Molecular function (GO): intramolecular transferase activity
Source: RefSeq, a predicted model, not a curated record
AAAAUCCAAAAGCAGCCAAAACAAUCACGGUGUGUUUGUCUACCAUUCUCUCUCAUCACCCCUGUGAAUCCAAAUUGUUUAAAUUUCUCAACUGCCACCUGCCUCAUCCAGAGUCCCAUCUACACUUCUCUCACUCAUUCGUAGUAAGCAAGACAGAGAGGAGAGAGAGAGCUCUGCAUUUUUCAGCGGCUUUCUAUCUGUCUCCUCUCUACCAGUGCAAAUAUUUGACUGAUAAUCGAAAUCUGUAACCUUUCGUUUUCGCUUUCGCUUCACAGAUCUUAAACUCCCAAAAAAGCAAACUACUUUUGCUAUUGUAUCGGUUGUAAUUGUUUUCUUUUCGUUAAAGUUCGCUCAUUUUCUGGCAUUUUGGUUUUCUCGGGAACCAAACAGAAGAACCCAGAAAAUGUGGAAGCUGAAAAUUGCGGAGGGAGGGAGCCCGUGGCUGCGCACACUCAACAAUCAUGUGGGCAGGCAAGUGUGGGAGUUUGAUCCCAAGCUUGGCACCCCCGAAGAGCUCCUCGAGAUCGAGAAAGCUCGCGAGCACUUUCACAACAAUCGGUUCGUUAAGAAACACAGCUCCGAUCUGUUCAUGCGCAUGCAGUUAUCCAAGGAGAACCCAGGUCAUGCUGUUUUACCCCAGAUCAAAGUAAAAGACACAGAAGAUGUGACCGGGGAGACAGUGACAAAUAUAUUAAGAAGGGCUAUAAAUUUCCAUUCAAGUCUUCAAGCCCAUGAUGGACAUUGGCCCGGGGACUAUGGUGGCCCUAUGUUUCUACUGCCUGGCCUGGUAAUUACUUUAUCUAUCACUGGGGCAUUGAAUGCAGUCUUAUCAGAUGAGCAUAAGAAGGAGAUUUGUCGAUACCUUUACAAUCAUCAGAACAAAGAUGGUGGGUGGGGCUUACACAUUGAGGGCCCAAGUACUAUGUUUGGUAGUGUCUUGACUUAUGUUACUUUAAGGUUGCUUGGUGAAGGAGCUAAAGAUGGACAAGGAGCGAUGGAGAGUGGGCGUAAAUGGAUUCUGGACCAUGGUGGUGCUACUGCAAUUACAUCGUGGGGGAAAAUGUGGUUAUCAGUACUGGGAGCAUUUGAAUGGUCUGGCAAUAAUCCCCUGCCCCCUGAGAUAUGGCUUCUUCCGUACAUGCUGCCUAUCCAUCCAGGAAGGAUGUGGUGUCACUGCCGAAUGGUUUAUUUGCCAAUGUCUUACUUAUAUGGAAAGAGGUUUGUUGGCCCAAUCACACCAACAGUCUUGUCUUUGAGGAAAGAGCUUUUCAAUGCUCCCUAUCAUGAAAUAGAUUGGAAUGUGGCUCGCAACCAAUGUGCAAAGGAAGAUUUGUACUACCCACACCCCUUUGUACAGGAUAUACUUUGGUCCUCUCUCCAUAUGGCUGUUGAACCAAUCUUAAUGCGUUGGCCUGGAAAGAAGUUGAGAGAAAAAGCUCUUAAAACUGCAAUUGAGCACAUACAUUAUGAAGAUGAGAAUACUCGUUAUAUUUGCAUUGGGCCUGUGAAUAAGGUGUUGAAUAUGCUUUGUUGUUGGGUAGAAGAUCCAAAUUCAGAGGCUUUUAAGUUGCAUCUUCCAAGAAUCUAUGAUUAUCUAUGGAUUGCUGAGGAUGGCAUGAAAAUGCAGGGGUACAAUGGAAGCCAGUUAUGGGACACUGCUUUUGCCGUUCAAGCAAUUAUCUCAACCAACCUUGUAGAAGAAUUUGGUUCAACUCUAAGAAAGGGACAUAAAUUCAUCAAGGAUUCACAGGUUCUAGAAAAUUGCCCAGGUGAUCUUGACUUUUGGUAUCGCCACAUUUCAAAGGGUGCUUGGCCUUUUUCUACUGCUGAUCAUGGAUGGCCCAUCUCAGACUGCACCGCAGAAGGAUUGAAAGCUGUUCUAUCAUUGUCAAAAAUUCCAUCGGAAAUUGUUGGUGAACCACUAGAUGCAAAGCGGUUAUUUGAUUCUGUCAAUGUCGUACUCUCAUUGCAGAAUAGUGAUGGUGGCUUUGCAACAUACGAACUUACAAGAUCCUAUAGGUGGUUAGAGUUGAUCAACCCUGCUGAAACCUUUGGUGACAUUGUUAUCGAUUAUCCUUAUGUCGAAUGUACCUCAGCUGCUAUUCAAGCUCUGGCAUCAUUUAAGAAACUAUAUCCUGGUCAUCGGAGCGAAGAAAUUGAGCGUUGCAUCAAAAGAGCUGUUGAGUUUAUUGAAAAGAUACAAGAAUCUGAUGGUUCAUGGUAUGGUUCAUGGGGGGUUUGCUUCACUUAUGGUACAUGGUUUGGGGUAAAAGGGUUGGUCGCUGCUGGAAGGAACUAUAACAAUAGCUCUAGCAUUCGUAAAGCUUGUGAUUUUCUGCUAUCAAAACAGCUUGCUUCUGGUGGCUGGGCCGAGAGUUAUCUAUCAUGUCAAAACAAGGUGUACACAAAUCUUGAGGGUGAUAGGUCUCAUGUGGUAAAUACUGGAUGGGCCAUGUUGGCUCUUAUUGACGCUGGGCAGGCUGAGAGAGAUCCAACACCGUUGCACCGUGCGGCAAGACGUUUGAUAAAUUCUCAAAUGGAGAACGGGGAUUUUCCUCAAGAGGAAAUCAUGGGUGUCUUCAACCGGAACUGUAUGAUCACGUAUGCCGCAUACCGGAACAUAUUCCCUAUAUGGGCAUUGGGAGAAUACCGCUGCCGGGUGUUGCAGGCUUCAUGAGCUAACCUUGCCAUUAAUUUGUAUAACAUUCUCUCAUGCAAGUUAAUGUAUUUCAAAUUCAACCACCUUUUUUUGUCAACUAAACAUCGCAAAGUAAUGAGUUCUAGAGCCUAAAAAAAUUUCAUAAAAGGAAAUAAAUCAUAACAAAUUCCAGGUGAUUGUGUAUCAUGGUGGUAUCUCGUAUGGUAAUUUUGAAGUUACUUGGCUGAGGCACAGCUUUUACCCA